This is a messenger RNA of Prunus armeniaca (apricot), 258 nucleotides long. The record is from the annotation of a GenBank genome assembly. NCBI's taxonomy places the organism in Eukaryota, Viridiplantae, Streptophyta, Magnoliopsida, Rosales, Rosaceae.
AUGCCAAUGACACGGCUGGAUGCUCUGCGAGUCUCGGCCUUACGUGCUUCUUGGCGGCAAUACAAAGUGGUUCCUGAAUCUGUAAAUGUUUCUGAUGCAGCAAUGGAAACGCUACAACGCACAUUCAACGAUGCUAUUGAUAACAUGAUCCCCAAAAUGCCUAAUCUUGCUGACAUGUCUGACCAAUUGAACGAUCUACAAUUACACGAAACACGUAAGGCCAAGACUAACAGAGCAUCCAGCCGUGUCACUGCUUAG